Molecule: messenger RNA, 1464 nt
Organism: Dibothriocephalus latus
Lineage: Eukaryota; Metazoa; Platyhelminthes; Cestoda; Diphyllobothriidea; Diphyllobothriidae
Source: the annotation of a GenBank genome assembly
AUGGAGGCCUGGGGUGACAACGGAGCCGAGGAGUUGUGGGGAAAGGUCCAACACAUGGGCAAUUCCCUGGGUUGCCUCUUCAAUCUCCGUCUCUCUGGGCAUAUGAUUGGCUUCCCAGAUUUGGCCGACGCUAGCCGCUCUUGUGCGCCUAAGGAAAAGGAUCUAUGCAAAAUCCAAAUAAACUUCCGUCCUCUCGCCCGUGAUGGCUAUGUAUGGCAGCGGGAGAGCCCGCUAGAGGACGGCCUUCUGCCGCACCCGCGACCCAGUAUUGAGGUCAUCCAAAACCCCGUACUGGAGCGUCUGGCCCUGCAUGAUUUCUCCAGUGGCGACUCCUAUGUGCGCAUCUCGGGUAUCAACGACAUUCCUGCCUGUGACAAGCCACUAGAGAUUUAUUUGAAAAAAGUCAGUCCAAUCGACGCAGACGGUAUGGUGCUGACGUUCUACGACUACGCCAAGGGUUACGGCGUGACUCUGGAGAGCAAGAAUGAUACACUCAUAAGUACGCGCUGGGACAGCAACCUUCAGCACUCGGACAGAGUGAAGAAGACGCCUCUGCGAGUUCUUCGCAUUGACAGGGAACAGUCGGAUUGGCAGCUGGACAAACCGCUGGCUGAGGAUUGUGAUGCGAACGAGAAGGACAAUAUGGUCAUUUUCCUGGGUGGUCUUCCGCCUGGACAUUUUGAACUUCGACGGACAAUGUUACGCGUUGCCAAGGCGUCAAUUGUGCUUGCGGUGGAGUCUGCGCAGAAGGUUCGUGCUGGUUUUGCAAUUGCCAUGGCCCAAUCAGAAUAUGCUGAGGACCGAACUUUAUUUAACUUCGACUUGGUGGUAAUUCGUUCCACUUUGAAGGUGGGAUCCCUGUGGUUGAGGGUGUGGCUCACCAGCGAUCUCCGUGUGAGUAUCGCAGUGCCCAACACGCCGACGAAGCUGAUCACUACCGAGAUAUUUGGCACUCCCGUGAUCAAUGAUCCCGCAAACAACCUGGCCGCACUCAAGGCUCGAGAAGCUAGUGUUUUCGAUCAGCCGCUCUACACGGAAGCCGUUCUAACACUCCACUUUGGCGACGCGGACUCCCAGAGACUCACCGUCCUCUUUGACCAGCGUCCUGUACAGACUUGGCCGCUGUCAAAGCCUAUCCCCAACAGCAAGGCUCUUCAGGUUCUCAUUGGACCGCAUUCGGACCCCUCCUCCUCCGAACAGUACCGGCAUGAGGUCUCUAUUAGCAAUCUGGUGGUUGGAAAACGACGUCGCAGCGGCUCCUACCGAUUUGGCGGCUGUGGAGCCCAGUUGAGGCCCCGGUUUGUGGCCAAGGACACGCUGCCGAAUGCUCCUUUUGUCUACCAGGGUCUUCGUCUACCAAGUCCACCCAGCGGCAGACGAGUGCGCUCCAUCUUCGAACUCUGCGACGAGAUCCUGCCCGCCACUCAACAGUACUGUGACUCCUCUAACGAGAACAUCACCAAA